AUGUUCUCGAGAGCAGUAUCGACGACGGCCCGCCGCGCCUUGGCUUCGUCCACCACUCCCCGUCUGGCCACCGCGAGCCGCCAGGUCCUGAGUCCUGUUGCCAAUGUUGCCCGCCGCUCCUACCACGAGAAGGUCCUCGACCACUACAGCCGCCCGCGCAAUGUCGGCUCCAUGCUGAAGACGGACGUCGAUGUCGGCACAGGUCUCGUGGGUGCGCCGGCAUGUGGCGAUGUCAUGAAGCUGCAGAUCCGCGUCGACCCCGCCAACAACACCAUUGCCGACGUCAAGUUCAAGACCUUUGGUUGCGGCAGUGCUAUCGCCAGCUCGAGUUAUCUGACUGAGCUGGUCAGGGGCAUGACCCUGGAGGAGGCCGGCCGCAUCAAGAACACCGAGAUCGCCAAGGAGCUGUGUCUGCCGCCCGUGAAGCUUCACUGCUCUAUGCUGGCUGAGGAUGCCAUCAAGUCUGCCAUCUCAAAUUACUACACCAAGAACCCCCAGGCCAAGCCGACAAACCUGGCUGGCACCGAGAUGAAGAUACCCGGUGCCUCGGGUGAGGCUGCAACUGCUGCUGUCUGA
Molecule: messenger RNA, 576 nt
Organism: Neoarthrinium moseri
Lineage: Eukaryota; Fungi; Ascomycota; Sordariomycetes; Amphisphaeriales; Apiosporaceae
Exons: 2
Coding region: 1-576 (191 amino acids)
Biological process (GO): iron-sulfur cluster assembly; intracellular iron ion homeostasis
Cellular component (GO): cytoplasm; mitochondrial matrix
Molecular function (GO): ferrous iron binding; 2 iron, 2 sulfur cluster binding
Source: RefSeq, a predicted model, not a curated record